AUGAGAAAAAGAACAGUCGAACCCACAAACCACAUCGGUAACGAUGUCAACAAUCCAGACUCAAUUCACAAAAAAUUAAAAACAUUCUCCAAUACUCCCACCACCAACCGACCAGCAAACUUAACCAUCAACAACAAAAACAUUUCGUUUUAUAACUUAGAUUUCCCUAAGGAGGAUAAAGAUUUCACCGAAAUAUAUAAUAGAAAUUCUAAGUGGUACUGCAAAGAUAAAACUAGCCACAUUUUUGUCCCUAAAGACCAUUUACCGUAUUCUAUAGAAAAUCAUCUGGACCAAGCUAAUUAUAUCUACCAUGUUAUAAUAAAUCUGUAUAUCUCAAUUGCCUCUUUGGAUAUUCAAGGUCUUAUCUCCAUCUCACACAAUGAUCUUUCUGCAAUAAUAAAUAUUGGUACUAGUAAUACUAGUAGUGAUGGUACUAGUAACUGCAGUAGUAGCAGUAGUAAUAAUGGUAUUGGUACUACUAAUACAACUACUAAUACAACCAUCAUUGCCAAUCCCAUUACUACUCCCACUACUACUAUCACUACCACUACUACUAUCACUACCACUACCACUACCACCACCACCAGUCAUAUUAAUAGUAGCGGAAAUACUAGUAGUGUUGACGAUGUGGACGAUACAGAUGUAAUAGAUGAUGACGACAUGAAUGCCGAAUUAGAAGAAUGUUUGGAAUUGGAGGAAGGAGAGAUAUCUAACGAAGAUGACUAUUUAGACACUAUGGGCCCCAACUUCAAUGUCAUGGGUAAAAUCACUAAUAGAUCCUCGUUUAUCAUUAAUGUCAACCAUUGGACAAACGAAUUGAAAAAUUGCCUGGAUUUCCCCUUGCCUCUGGAACUAAGAAAGGCUUUGAUAUCCACAUACUACUAUCUCUCCUUGACUAAGGGCCAAAAGAUUUAUAGACAGCUAUAUGUAGAAACAUUGGAAUUAUUGAUCGAAUCAAAGGAUAAAACCUACAAUUUCACCCAAGUCUUAAAAGAAAAAGGCUUACAAUUAGACCAUACGCCUUUGUUCGAUUUUAUCUGUGAAUUCUUACCGUAUCCUGAUCCAGAAUAUGUUCGUUUUGAUAUUCAAUCAAAGGAAGAUUUACAACUUUUCAGGUUAUUAUUAAAAUUGGCUCACAUCUCCAGACCGUUUUUCCCCAUGGGGCAGGAUAUCGUAUCGGAUUCAAUGAACAAAUUGUUGUCUAGUCUUGCUCCAUCCACAAUGCCAAUAGUACUACCAAUGAUCACUUCUUUUGUCCCUUUCCAUUUCCAAACAGAUUCCAACAAGAGCACAAAUUCUUUCAAUGCCAACAUCAGUAACGGUAAUAGUACAACAGAUUAUUUCCCAUUUUGUUUCUCUAUCUGGACUUCAGUAAGUCCCAACGUCGCAGUGGACACUCAUAUGUACGACUUUGUCGGUUCGACAUCAGAGAAUUUCCAUUCAAGGUUUGUUGUCUCAGAUAAGGAAAUCGAUCCAAUUUUGUUGGCCAGCUUUAAUCAGUAUGGACUGUUCACUAAAGAACAGAUGAUCUUUUUGUUUAAUAGAUUACAAGGUCACCUAAGAUCGGAUGGCCAAAUCCAUUCCUUUUCAAGAACUGUCAAACCUUUUAUAUAUUCCAUAAAUGGACAGCAUACAGAUUUUUUUUUCCAGUAUUUGACUAAUUUGAUUAAUUCAAUAGAGACCUUCGUGCAUCCUUCAAAUAAUGGGUUUUGGACUAGAAUUAUAGCUAAAUUUGUUCAUGGAUUCAUUAAAAUGUAUCAUAAAAGAUGGCAGACUGAACAACAGUUUAUUAAAGAUAAAUCUAUUCCAACACUAAAUCACAAAAUCUUUCUCACGAACGACAGUAAUGAACAAAUUGUUAAAAUAAUGUUGAAAAUUCUAAUGAUCGGAUCACAAAAUAAAGAUGCGGAUAUCGCCAACUAUCACAUUUCUAGUCUUGCCUAUUUAUUGAACUUAAACCCCAAAAAUUCACAUUUAAUAUUUGAUAGGGUUCUUAUCGAUAUCUACGACUCCUUUGCUGAAGAAUUUAUCAAUUCUAGACACAGAAUUAUCGCAUCUUUAAAGCAGUUCACAAGAAUUGUUAGAUACAUGGUAGUAGAUAAGCUUUAUAGAAUUCAUGUGAUUCAUAUCUUAUCAUUGUUGAUUCAGAAAAUAGACAUGAAUGAUAUGAAUCUGACCAGUAAUCUGAUUAAUGGAAUCGUAUCUAUAGCUACUUUUAUUCCAUUAGAAUGCCCUGUUAAAGAAAAUGAAAACAUUGAUUUUGAAUCCAAUACCGCUCCUCUAAUUGAACAACAUUUUGCGUUCCUAAAAGAUGAUCAUAACUCUUCUCAAUUUAAAUACGAUCCAGAUUUAUUAAUGAAUGCAUUUAGAGGCUCUACUACAAUUUUAAAGAACUGUCUAGCAGCAUACAUUAACAAGUUGUUCCAAAUGGUUGACGUUGAGAUAGAAGAUCCCUUGGCAACCAAAAUUAACCAAACAACAAUGAUCAUGAUCGAAUCUAUGGAUGAUUCAAUGUUUGAAUACUUUGCUGACUAUUUACAAAAGAUAUAUUGGGAUAAUGAUGCAUUUAGAGAAAGAGAACCAAAUUAUGAAAUUAUCUCUACUCCACUGGCUGCAUUAGUUAAAAGAAACAACAAAUUAAGUAAAAGUAUUAUUUCCAAUCUAAUGCACCAUAUCAAGCAACAAAUCGAAAGAGGUGCUGGUUCCGUGAGAAGCUCUUCUGAAAUCCAAUUAAGAGAUGUUAAGUUGGUUCUGUAUCUAAAUUCUAUUAACGAUGUUUUAAGACAAUCUCAUGAGACUAUUUUAGAAGUAAAGGAUGAAUUAAUUGAAUUUAUGAAAUAUGUUUAUGAGAAAAUUACGAAUCCACCACUAGAUGUAAUUACAUCAAUAAUGGUACACACAACUCUUACUACCCUAACUAUUACUGAAGUCGUUGAGUCUCGUUUGUUUGCACCUAACAGUAACAUUCCAUAUGAGGAAAAAUGGGGUGCUUUACAAUUCGAUAACAGAAAAUACGAUUCUGCCAACAUGAAUUUCCAAUGGUUUAUUCCUGAUGACAAGGAAAUUCAAGCUGGUAUUGAAAUAUUUGAUAAUAUCUCCUCUUGGUGCAUGGAAAAGAUUAACAAUUUACUAGAAUCAUCUAAAUCUGAUACUCUACAUUGUGAUACAAUCCAAAAGUUCAUUUUAAUUCUUUCCCAUGCAUUGUCUGGCAUAAGUUUGUUGUUUGAUCCUGAUUUUACUGAAAAUAAAUUAAAAAUUAGUGAAUUUAGUAAUGCUCUAGCUGAUUCUCAUAAGUAUUCCAUCUUGCAAAAUUUUAAUUCCAUUCAAUGGGAAGAAGAUGAUAAUAUUGAUAAUAGUGGGAAAGAGAACACACCUGGCUUUAAAAUUGAUAAUAUUAAUAUAACAAGAACUCCCACCAAUAAAGAAAAUUUAUUAAUAUUUGGUGGUGAUAAUCUUGCUGGUGAAAAUGUAUCUGAGGUUCCUUCAGGACUUUGUACUCCAGCACAUUUUGAAAGUACUGUUAUAAGAGAAGGUAGUGAUGAUAACGGUGCGGAACUAGCACCAGAGUUUAGAGAGCUAGAUAUAUUUACAUGUAAUUACUAUUUUGGCAAUACCUUCCAAGAAAAAUUACAGCAUAAACAAUAUUUUGAGAUACAUAAGAUAAGGUCGAAAAUAGGUGCCUUUUUGCACAAGUUAUAUGAAUUCAUUAGAACUUACCAUGAAAGUAACACUAUUAUGAAUCAGAUUAUUAUUCAUGGUGUUAAAGUUUUCUUCACUGACGUUGGCCAAGAAACAAUUUUUAACGAUGAUUCGAAUUUAUUUAUAGAGAGUGAUUUCCUAGAAAACAUUCAAUCAUUGGCUGAUGUUAAAGAACCAUAUACUAGGAUGUUUUUCGCAGUUAAAGUUAAUGAGUUACACCAAAACCGUGUUUUGCUUCAUUCUUCAAACAGAUAUCCUUCCAAAAUUGAAACUAGUUUAUUUAAGGAUAUGAUAGUUUUAUCUACAUCUUCAUAUCCUGAUAUUCACAACUCAGCUCAAGGAACCAUAACACAAUGUAUGAAACAAAUAAUCGGCUCUUACCCAAUGAUAAUAAGAUCACUUAUCAGUCUCCUUAAGGAGAAUUUGGAAGAGGGUAACACUAAGAGACUAGAAGUUACAAUCAAAAUGCUUCUUUUAAAAAAAAUUCACAGAAAAUUAAUGUUUGAUUUUAAGAAUCUGCAAACAUUGGUAUUGCUUUUAAUUGAUUGUUUAAAAGUUAAUGACUUGAACGUGUCUAUAGUUGCCGAGAAAGUUUUGAAUGAUUACGUUACAGGAUUAAAAUUCCCAUCUAGUGUAUGCAUCCAUGACAAACAAAUGUUUACUUCCAUUGAACCACCGGAUUUAGAUAUCACCUCAUAUGUUGGAACAGUAAAAACUUUAAAAAAUAAUAAAAGAAACUACUAUAUGUUUCUUAUUCAAUCAUUAAAAGAUUCAUUACUUGAUAUUUUAAGUGAAGCUGGUGAAAAGUCAUGGAGAUUAAUUUUAAUAAUAGUGAGAUUCAUUUCUAGAAUUGAAUCAAACUUAGAAAUUACCACUGAUGCUAAAUCUAUAUCAACACUUUUCAGACAAACUAAUGGUAAACAUCCAGAUAUCAUCUUCCUGGUUGCUAGAUCACUCACCACUAUUUUUAAUAAGAUCUUUUCUCUAUCUGAUUAUGAAUAUGAUAUCAAUAGGGCACAUCAAAAUAAAUAUGAUCCCAAAUAUAUUAAGAUAAUAGACACAAGUAUUGAUGCAUUUAAUGAAUCAUUUAAGAAAGAGAUGAACAAUGCAGAAUCACCGAAUUAUUAUAUCGAUGCCCCCCCAUAUGUUGGCUGGUUAUGUUGGGGAAGUCAAAUGAAAGUUUUGAUUAAUAAACCCUUAGAUAUUAAAUUACAAGCAAAUGAAAUUGAAAUUGUAAAAACAUUAGGCAAUAUGAUUACCAAAGAAUGGUUACAUGAAUUUACAAAUACUUUAAUCCAAGACAAUGAAUCUCGUACAGUUUUCAGUACUGGGGAUGUUUCUUUCUUUGUGCUAGUUGUUAUUCUAUUUUCUAAAAAUUUUACUCAAAAUAUAAGUUUACAAGAUCUAUUUGAUAUAUGUGAUAAAUGCUAUGAUAGAUAUGACAAAUCUUCAAUGAUUAUGUCUGUUGAAAUUUUUGCUGCUUUAAUAUGUGGUAGCAAAUAUUUAUCAAAAAAAGAACUAGACUUAUUAAAUGAUUUUAUUAAUAAAUAUUUGGCAAAAUAUGUCAAGCAUGACCUGAACCAAGAUUCAUUUGAGAUCUGGAGCACUUUUUGUUGGUGGAUACCAACCACUAUUGAUAUUAGAAGAUGUAAAACAUUAUUGGCUAAUUUAGGUGAUGUAAAUGAAUUAUUCCUUGAUGCUAAUCAAGACACAGUGGCUCAUCAGGCAUCAAGAAUCUUAAUGUAUAGAAAUAUUUUGUCUGGUAUUGGACUACGGUCACCUGAUCUUUCACAAUUACUAGAACAUAUCAGAUUUGAUUAUCAACAUGAUCAAAUAAGAUCUGCCACUGCCAAAUUAUUUGCUGCUAUAAUUGAGAAUGAAUGCACACCUUCAUUAAACAACUCCAAAACCCUAUUACACGUUGAAAAUGAGACAGAUAAUCGUACAGGGCUAGGAUUACCAUUGAAACAUGUAUCCAAAAGGUUAGAUAAAGUAAUUAGAAUGCUGUUUAACGAGAUUGAUAUUGAAUAUGAAAAGUUGGAAGAUUUAUCAUCACAAGAGAUUUUAAAGACAAGAUAUUUCUAUUUAUCAUCUUCUAUAUUUUAUUGGAUCGAAGAAAUGACAAGUGGAUCUAAUAAAGUCAUUAUUAUUCCAUAUAUUGCAGAAUAUAUUUUACCAUUUUUAAUGAGGUUUUUAUUACAAAAAGAUGUUUGUAAAUUGGCUGGAUUAGAUGUUGCCACUUUAUUCCUGGCAAUAGCUUACAUCCCAUCAAGAAAAGACAACAUCGAUGACAUACUAAAUCUAAUCUGUGAUUUCGAGAUUUUCAAUUCUGCACCAUCGUCAUAUCAAUUGAAGUUACAAAUUGCAUUUGUUGAACAUUAUCUGUCAUCUCAACUAUUACAACUGACUGAGGCACAAAGAAACAAAAUCACGGACUUCAUUGUAAUGAAUAUUUAUAACGAACAAUACGUGGAAGUACGCGAUCGUGCAGCAGAUGUAUUAUCCGAUAUUGUGCACAACAUCGAUAAUGAGGCAGAAUUACAAAAAUUGAUCCAUAACUUCAGCUCUAAAUUGGAUGGAUACACAUGGGAAGAAAAGCAAAAACUUUCUAAAAGUAACACAAUGAUCCAUGGUAGUAUUAUUGGAUUAGGUUCAAUCAUAUCUGCUUUCCCAUAUGUGUUUCCCUUACCAAGAUGGAUACCGAAAGAAUUAUCUCGAUUAUCCUCAUGGGCCAGAACUAGUGGUAUUGUUGGUAAAUCAGCAAAAAACAUUAUCUCUGAAUUUAAAAAAGUACGAACUGAUACUUGGUAUUUUGAUAGGACACAAUUUACAGAUGAAGAAUUAGAAGAUUUAGAAGGUGUCUUAUGGAGGAGUUAUUAUGCAUAA
This is a messenger RNA of Arxiozyma heterogenica, 6585 nucleotides long. RefSeq lists its product as uncharacterized. Gene Ontology annotation, biological process: proteasomal ubiquitin-independent protein catabolic process. Gene Ontology annotation, molecular function: peptidase activator activity; proteasome binding. The transcript has a single exon. The record is from RefSeq and is a predicted model, not a curated record. Gene Ontology annotation, cellular component: cytosol; nucleus. Bases 1 to 6585 code for a protein of 2194 amino acids. Lineage: Eukaryota; Fungi; Ascomycota; Saccharomycetes; Saccharomycetales; Saccharomycetaceae.